UACUGGGCUGCUGGGCUGCCUGGCUGCUAAACUCCCUCCACCUUCACAACCCCCUUUCCUUUCAACGAUACCGUCAAGCUCCAUAUCAACGUACCAUCUUGAUACUUGCGUUCUCUACCUACCUUCCGAUAUUUAAGUUGUGUCGUGCUUGCAACCAUGUCGACUGAUCCGCUAGCACCGCCCUCUGUCCUGGGGAAGAUGGCAGAUGCUCUACCGACGCACGAGAAAGAAGACACCACGUCGGAUUUCAGCAGCUCCCUUGAGGCCAUUGCGCUCUUUACACAUGGCUGUAUGAUAUCACUUGGCUUCCGGCUUUUGGGAUUCAACGAGGAACGCAAGAUUGAAUCAGAAUGCGCCAGCUUAGCACCUCGCCUCCCCCGACAAUGGAAUGCGAACAUCAACAGCCACAGCUUCGUAUACGCACACCCGCAAUCGUCCAUGCAGUUCGUCAUAAAAGUCGACCGACUGGGGGGCAAAGCCGAGAUCCGCGGUCUCGCCGUCGGGGACGAGCGCAUCGUCCGCUUUGACAUCACCGCCCACGACUACAUCUCCUCGGCCGCGCUGCCACUGCGCAUCGCCAAGGCAGAAGGUGGUGCCGAGGACCGCAGCGACCUCCAGGAGAGGUUGAAGAAGGUCUUCAUCUCGGAGGAGCGCAUGAGAGAUCUCGCCAACCUCCUCAAAAUCAACAUCAUCCAGCGCCUCCUCCCCUCCCUCCAGAAAGAAGGCUACCAAGAGACCCCCGAAGACCGCGCCGCCCGCUCCCGCCCCGCCCACCAACCGCAAAUGCCCGACCCGCUCCCGCAGCCCGCCCAGCCGAACCCCUACCCCAUAAUCGACCCCCUAGCCGCCCCGCCCCCGCGCGCCCCCAUCCCGGCCGGCGACUUCCCGCCCCCCGGCUUCGAAGACGAGUACGAGAUCAACAGGCCGCCGAGGGGCGGCGUGUUCCCCCCGACCUUCCCCGGCGCGGGCGCGGGCGGAAGGCAGGGCAUCAUCUCCCCCUUCAACAUCGGGCACGACGACCUCAACCCGCCCGGCCUGGGCCCGCACGACCCGCUGCGCGGCUCCUUCGUCGGCGGCGGCGGCGGCGGUGGCGGCCUGCCGAGACCCGGUGGUGGCGGUUUCGGCGGCGGCGGAAUGCACCCCACGUUCGACGACCCGCUCUUCGGGGGCCCGCACGGCGGCAGCGGCGACGGUGGAGACGGGCAGUUCGACCCGCAGGCUCCGCCGGGCGCGAGGUGGGAUCCCGUUGGUCCCGGGGGUGCGCCGCGGUUCGGCGGAGGGAGGCCCGGGCGGGGGCCGUUUGGCAGUGGGGGCGGUGGUGGUGCGUUUGGCGGGGGGGAUAUCAUCUGAUUGAUGGGGGGGCGGGAAACUGCCACUUUUAGUUAGGUGCCCAUGGGGGGUACAUUUUUGUUUCUGCCCUUUUGACUUCGUUUUGGAAGUGUGCUCUUGCGUGGGCGCGAGGGAUGGGCUGGUGAUGAUGAUGAUGAUGACGACGAUGACCACGCAUUAUACAAAAUUGUAAGGAGUAUGUUAGGCAUUUUGUAGGGUUAGCCAAAGGGCCGUUCCUGUUGAAUGAGGUUGGGGUGGCAUUAUGAUCCCGUCUGCAUGUCUACACGCCUCUCCAUUAUAAUAAAUUCAAUCUCAAAUCAUCACCAA
Messenger RNA from Phialemonium atrogriseum, 1656 nucleotides. RefSeq names its product PI31 proteasome regulator N-terminal-domain-containing protein. The coding region runs from base 157 to 1350 and encodes 397 amino acids. Gene Ontology annotation, biological process: proteasome-mediated ubiquitin-dependent protein catabolic process. The record is from RefSeq and is a predicted model, not a curated record. Lineage: Eukaryota; Fungi; Ascomycota; Sordariomycetes; Cephalothecales; Cephalothecaceae. Gene Ontology annotation, molecular function: proteasome binding; endopeptidase inhibitor activity. The transcript is spliced from 3 exons.